ACGCCUUUGCGCAACCAGUUCGUUAGGAACGCUCGUCGGGCUCAGACAAAAUUAGUGCGCUCGUUCACGUGGUGGCCUUCCUCUUAGUACCACCCCGUAGUAAAUUCCUGUGCGAUUCUGGAAUUCUUGCAGACGUCGGUGUUGCGCAAAAAGGAAACUGUGAAAUCGAUAGCUGACUCUGAAAAUUCAACGGGUAAUUUACAAUUUGGUAGCGGUGAACAGUGGUGCAUGAAAGAUUCCGGGGGAAAAGUGACGAACCUUAAAAGCAUAGAAAGGUGGCAUUGUGAUGCGUGUGUGAAAUCGAAGGCCCAUCCAAAUCGGUGAAAAUUUAUGCAUCGACACAGGCCUAUUAGAAACCGCGUAUUGUGAAUCGAAUUGGUGAGCCAGUGAGAUCAUCGCCUGACAGCAAGAAAAAUUUACGGCAAACCCAUAUUUUAUUAUAGCAUUAGUGAAUAUUGAGCAGAUCGUGCCUUCCCAUGCAGACAUCGAAUCACUCUUGUGGAAACUGGUGCAUCCAAAGUGAAAACAUUCCUCCCACGAGUACCUACCCCGAAAGCCCUUGCAUUAUCUACGUUUAGAGUCAAGGAAAACAGAUUGAAGAAAAUCAGUUACUGCAGCCGUUGCGUGAAUGUGUACAAUUUAUUUGUUUUUUCUUUCUUUCAAAACAUUGAAUUUUUUAUACAUCAGAAAGUAAGUGCUUUGGUGUGAAGGAAAUAAUACCCACCCUUUAUGUUGCAAGAUUUUUGGCUCAUCUCAUCAGCUUGGAGCAUUCGAUUCGAAGCGCGAAGGUUUCCCGUGGUUGACGGAGUGAAGUGAAAGAGAGUGACGACGAUUUCCAAACCUGUUUGCGUCCUCCAUCUUCGGGUGCUGAAACAAGUGCAACAUUAUUAAGCCGUUGCUUUAUCAAUUUUUUGUCUGGUUGGAUCAUAUUCACCAAUCUACUAACAGGUCGCAGCAUCUAUUGAAUUGUUCUGUACGUAUUGGAUGUUGUAGCACGUGAUGGAUUACACCGAAUAACAUUGAAUCAAAGUGCGACACUUCCGGCAUCCGUUGCUAUUCCUGUGCUCCUUUACUUCGUCAACGAGAUGAGAUGAUCGUGCGUAAUAUAACCGAACACAUUUGCCAUUCCAUAUACCAGCAGCGACACGAAAACUGCAUUCGACUGAAGCAAUGACUUCCUCGUAUGAACGAAUCAAAGCUGAAUGCAAGCAAAAAAAUGUCCUCUGGGAGGACGAAGACUUUCCGGCGACACAGUCGUCGGUUUUCUACCAUCAAACACCUCCCUUCACGUUCCAGUGGAAGCGACCUCAUGAGAUUACCCAGAAUCCGGUAUUUGUCAACGAUUCAUCAGCGCAGUUUGACAUUGUACCGGGAAAAAUGGGGGAUCGAUGGCUAGUGAGCUGUCUUGGUGUCUUGUAUCUGUCCAAAGGCUUGUUCUACAGGGUGGUACCAGCGGACCAAAACUUCGAGAAGCCAUAUUAUGGGAUGUUCCGUUUCCGACUGUGGUGGUGUGGUGAGUGGUUGGAGGUUCUAGUCGACGAUAGAUUACCAACGAUCAAUGGGAAGUUAGCAUUUCUUCAGGCACAGAACUCCAACUCAUUCUGGCCGGGAUUACUGGAGAAAGCCUAUGCCAAAUUACACGGGUCCUACGAAGCUUUAAAGUAUGGAACAUUGCUAGACGGCCUGGCGGAUCUCACCGGGGGUAUAACUGAAUCGAUACCAAUCAAAACCGACGGUAAUAUACUAAUACGACCACCGCUGCUUCAUUCCUUGUUGGAUACUACCAGUAUCGUGACGUGUACGGUUAACAAUGGCACGACGACACAGAUUCGUAAUCAAACCGAAGCCCUACCGAAUGGAUUACAUGUGGGGAUCAACUAUCGGUUAUGUUCGCUGGAUAAGGCUGAAACCCAGAUGGGAGAUACGGUACAGUUGGUACGGCUGCGAAACCCACUGGCACAAACCCUCAACAAAUCUGCCUGCUUCAACGGGGAUUGGUCCUCAUUCUCCAGUUCGUGGGAGCGAGUAACUAUGAAUGAACGAAACCGUCUCAUUGAACAGCUCGAUGUUGGUGAGUUCUGGAUGUCAUUCUUCGAUAUGACACAAACGUUCACUCAUUUGGAGUGUGUUCAUCUGGACUCCGAUACGGCCAGAGACGAACCCCAGCUAGCUGAUAAAAAUCGCCGGUGGUUGAUGCGUCUAUAUCAGGGUGCGUGGAAACGAGGUGUUACCGCAGGCGGUUGCCGCAAUAAUCCAGACUCAUUCCAUAUCAACCCUCAACUGCAGCUCUUUCUAAGCGAAAAAGAAGAUGUGAUAAUUUCGGUUAACCAACACAGCGUACUGGAGCCGAAAGUAAUCGGUUUUACAGUGUACAAUCUGAACAGUGUUCAAAGUAUCAAUGGUUGCCUUUCGAAAAACUUUUUCAAGAAGCACAAGAGUUUAGUAAACUCCCAGUACACAAAUUCAAGGCAGAUAAGUCAUCGUUGUACGUUGGAUUCUGGACGAUACCUAAUCAUGGCAACAACAUUCGAACCCGCCGAAGAAGCAUCUUUCAGUGUGAGAGUGCUGGGUGGUACGAUACGUUUGGCACUGUUGGAAACUCAGACAAUGCUGUUGCUUGAUCCGUUUCCGUUACUAAACUCUAAUGCCAAGGUUUCGAUGGAUUCGGCAAACAAUAACGUGUCGGCCACUACCAGCACUGCUCAGUACGAACCAGUGUUCAUGCAGUUGGCAGACGAUCAAAGGACCUUGAACUGUUUUGACCUGCAAGAACUAUUGGAAGCUUGUCUUCCAAACGACUACAUUCGAAGCUGUGCCAGUUUAGAGGUCUGUCGGCAGGUUGUUUGUUUAAUGGACAAAACUAAUCGAGGACGGAUCAAUUUUAAUGAUUUCAAUAAGUUUAUGGUAAACCUAAAGACCUGGUGGGGAGUGUUUAAAAUGCAUACCAAGGAGAAGUCAGGAAUUCUUAGAGCUGAACGAUUUCGUGAUGCGUUGUGUGAUGUCGGAUUUCAGCUAAGUACUGACAUCUUAUCGAUUCUGAUACUCAGAUACAUGCGAAGAGAUGGAACUUUGAGACUUUCAGACUUCAUUUCUGCCAUUCUUCACUUAACGAUGGCUUUCGAACUGUUCAAAGCUAAGGAUACUAAUCAAGAUGGUGUUAUCAGCAUGGGAAUGACGGAGUUCAUCAAAUCCGUUUUCAUGUGUUGACACCAUAAAUGUUGUAUAAACCUGCUCCAGAUACAACUCUUUACCAUCUUCCGAACCAUAUUUUAAACUCCAAAUUAUUAGUUCCAGAAUUUAUGCAUUUGCAUGAAUUGCGGCAUAUGUAAGAAACUAAUGUAGUUAGAAAACGAAUACCGUUAUUUAUGUUAAGUUUGCUACUGUGUACGUGUAAAUUACUUUGUUUAAUUUUGUUUUAAUCGAACAUCGAAACUAGCUGAGCAGGGAUCAUCCUCUUUGCAAACUAUGCUAGCACAAAUUUGCUCAUUAACAUUACUGAUUACGAUUGUUAUGUACACGAACAAGUUGAAAAGAAAUACACUCGAAAUUUAAGUAAACAA
Messenger RNA from Malaya genurostris, 3560 nucleotides. RefSeq names its product calpain-C (gene CalpC). The record is from RefSeq and is a predicted model, not a curated record. Bases 1171 to 3207 code for a protein of 678 amino acids. NCBI's taxonomy places the organism in Eukaryota, Metazoa, Arthropoda, Insecta, Diptera, Culicidae. Gene Ontology annotation, cellular component: cytoplasm. Gene Ontology annotation, biological process: proteolysis. Gene Ontology annotation, molecular function: calcium-dependent cysteine-type endopeptidase activity; calcium ion binding. The transcript has 10 exons.